AUGGACGAGUCAACCGACAAAGGUAAAAUUAAAACCCUCAUUCGCCAUGCCCAACGCUCUCACCGUCGUCUACCCGGGAUUCGCAAGGUGCCUCUACGGGCAAUUGCAGUGAUCCUGUUGGUGGCCAUGAUUAACGUGCUGGUUUGGAUUGCGGCGGCCAUCGUCCUGCGAUACUAUCCAUCGCUCGUCUCUAACGCCGUGCUUUCUUAUACCCUCGGACUGAGACAUGCGUUCGAUGCGGAUCACAUCUCGGCUAUUGAUUUGAUGACCCGACGAUUGUUGGCUACCGGUCAACGACCUGUCACUGUGGGCACAUUUUUCUCUCUGGGACAUUCCACAAUCGUCAUUGUUACGUCGAUUGUAGUGGCCGCCACCGCAGCCGCUGUUUCCUCACGGUUCGAUAGCUUCAGCACCGUCGGUGGUAUUAUCGGCACUUCCGUGAGUGCAGCCUUUCUGAUCCUCCUGGGUCUCAUGAAUGGCUAUAUCCUGUAUAAACUGUACAAGCAGAUGCAGAAAGUGCUCAACCUCCCGGAGGGCCAAGAAGAGGAAGCCUGGAAGAUCGAGGGAGGGGGGUUUCUCUUCUCCGUGCUGAAACGCAUGUUUAAACUGAUUGAUCGUCCCUGGAAGAUGUAUCCGCUAGGGAUUCUGUUCGGGCUGGGUUUCGAUACCUCCUCAGAGGUUGCUCUGCUGGGGAUCUCCUCGAUUGAAGCUGCCCGUGGCACUGAUUUCUGGGUGAUUUUGAUCUUUCCGAUUCUAUUCACCGCCGGGAUGUGCCUUCUCGACACGACCGACGGAGCCCUGAUGCUCUCACUGUACAUCCAACCGGCAGCGAACUUCCUCCCUCCCAAAGACGAGGGCUGCCAGACUUCAGGCGAAAACGAAAACGAAGACGAAGUGGUCCCCUCACAGAACCACCGGGACCCCAUCGCAUUCCUGUAUUACUCGAUUGUACUGACCACGCUGACGGUGAUCGUGGCCAUCGUGAUCGGCGUCAUCCAGUUACUCACGCUGGUCCUGAACGUGGCGGAACCCACGGGGAGAUUCUGGGAUGGCGUGGAAACGGCCGGCGACUACUACGAUGCCAUUGGCGGCGGCAUAUGCGGCUGCUUUAUCAUCUUCGGUGGACUCAGCGUACUGGUGUAUAAGCCGUGGAGACGCUGGAUUGCCCGUCGACAUGGCCGGCCAGUGACAUACACGGAUGAGGAGGCCAGUCAGGAGGUGAUGCCUCGUCCGGAUACGCCGAUUUUGCAGGAGAGUGGGCCGGCGAACUAUGGAAGUACCAAGGGGAAGACACAGAUCGAAGAUACCCUUGUGCAAGCAUCCGCCCAUUUGACAUAUGACAUCACCGAGGCGCGUCUGGUUCUGAGUCGAUCGACUCAGAAGAAGCGCGUGGCAUUGGAGUUGCGGUCUCGUGGGGUUUGGACGGAGGAGGCUCAGAUUGAAUAUAAUCAUGGAUAUGAAUCGGAACCUGAACAUGGACAUGGACACAAGCAUACAUCUGAAAAUGAGCAUGGAUCAGAACCGCCAAAGAAACGUCUCCGAAAAGGCAUGGUCGACCUAGAAACAGAGACUGAAGGUGAUGGUAUAACGCAUACCCAGAAACAUAUCUCUGGAUCUACCGUCAAGGUUGUGAAACUAGACUGGUUGGACCAAUGUCUCGCCGCCAACGAGAUCCUCCCUCUCGACUCAUACACGAUAUACCAAGCUCGCAUAGUGAAGCAAACUACACCCACCACAGCGCCUACUACUACAAGACGAAUUCUAGCUGACACACAUCCCCUACAACUACACCGAACCACCACCUCCGAAGAAGACCAACAAACCAGCAUCCCACCACCACCAUCCUGGGUCCGCAACCAUAUCCUCUACGCCUGUCAACGCUCCGCGCCCCUCCACCCACCAAACGAACUCUUCAUCACCCAACUAGAACAGAUCCGACGCACGCGCGAACUCACCCUCGAUGAGGUCGGCGUACGCGCAUACAGCACCUCCAUUGCGGCAAUAGCAGCCUACCCAUACUCCCUCCGCCAUUCCCGGGAGAUCCAAUCCCUUCCCGGAUGCGAGAACAAAAUCGCCACUCUCUUCACAGAAUACCAAUCCAGCCCCGAUGGCACCCUUGCCGCCGCUCGCGCCUUACACAGCGACCCUGCUCUCCGCACCCUGGACCUCUUCUCCUCCAUCUGGGGCGUGGGGGCCCGCACUGCGCGAGAUUUCUAUUAUCAUCGUGGAUGGCGUGAUCUCGAUGACAUCGUCGAAUACGGAUGGAAUUCGCUGACGCGCGUACAGCAGAUCGGAGUGAAAUAUCACGAUGAACUUCAGCGGGGGGGGGUGUUUCUCGCUCCGAAGCGAUGGAGAUUGCGGAUAGUAGAAUGUAUCCUUGUUGGUGGGUAUCGCCGGGGAAAGGAGUCCAGCGGGGACGUGGAUAUUAUCCUCACGCAUCGCGAUGAGUCCGUCACGAGAGAUUUGGUCGUUGAUGUUGUGGGUAGUCUGGAAGAGGAGGCUUGGAUUACGCAUACCCUUGUUUUGAAUGUUGCUAGUUCUCAUCGGUCGCAGACUCCGAAGUCAAGCGGUAGUGGUAGUCAUUUUGAUAGUUUAGAUAAGGCGCUUGUUGUUUGGCAGGAUCCACAUUUCGACAAGGACGCUCACGCCCAGGAGAAGGAUGAGACCCAAGAGAAUACCCAGGAAGGUCAAGAAAGAAAACGACGGAAUCCAAAUCCCCACCGUCGAGUCGAUAUCAUUAUCUCACCCUGGCGGACAAUAGGUUGUGCCGUGCUAGGCUGGACGGGAGAUACCACGUUCGAGCGGGAUCUUCGUCGCUACGCGAAGAAAAUACACGGCUGGAGGUUUGAUUCCAGCGGCAUACGACAGAUCGACACGGGUCAUGUAGUGGAUUUGGAAGACACCGGACGGACGUGGGAGGAAAGAGAGAGAUUGGUGAUGGAGGGAUUAGGUGUGGGAUGGAGACCGCCAGAGGAGAGAUGUUCACGAUAA
Aspergillus tanneri is the source of this 2991-nucleotide messenger RNA. RefSeq lists its product as uncharacterized. Gene Ontology annotation, cellular component: plasma membrane. The transcript is spliced from 9 exons. The coding region runs from base 1 to 2991 and encodes 996 amino acids. The record is from RefSeq and is a predicted model, not a curated record. Gene Ontology annotation, molecular function: DNA binding; DNA-directed DNA polymerase activity; nickel cation transmembrane transporter activity. Gene Ontology annotation, biological process: nickel cation transmembrane transport. NCBI's taxonomy places the organism in Eukaryota, Fungi, Ascomycota, Eurotiomycetes, Eurotiales, Aspergillaceae.